Messenger RNA from Colletotrichum truncatum, 540 nucleotides. Lineage: Eukaryota; Fungi; Ascomycota; Sordariomycetes; Glomerellales; Glomerellaceae. The record is from RefSeq and is a predicted model, not a curated record.
AUGAUGUUUCUCAAGCUCUCGACUGCCCUGGGUUUGCUUCGACUAGGCACCAGCAGAUGGUACCGAUGGUCUCUAUGGGCAACUAUGGUGUCAACCAAUGUCGGGGUACUGGGACAAAAGCAUCGAUCCGAAGCCUGUCUGUAUACCUCUGGACCGUUUCAUAAAGCUCGGCGUACUCAAUACAUGUGGGUUUUAUUUAAUUUUACGCUCUUUGUUAUAUUGCUAACUCCACGAUCAGCAUUUAACAUUUUUACCGAUGUUAUCCUGGCCAUGCUACCUGUCCCGAUUGUCUGGAACCUGCAGAUGAAGCUUAAAACUCGGCUGUAUUUUAUUGGAAUUUUAAGUUUGGGUUAUUUAGCGGUAGCCAUGGGAAUUAUCAAGGCCGUUUACCAAAUCGCCUUUGGAUCUGACAUGGAUAAGACUUUCAACUAUUCCAUUUUUUGUUUGGGGAUUUCUUCAAAUACAGGUUGGGAUGAUUGCAGCCUGCGCGCCCACUCUAAAACCGCUUCUGAGAAAGAUUCUAAACCUCACCUCGCAUGA